This is a messenger RNA of Mytilinidion resinicola, 907 nucleotides long. RefSeq lists its product as uncharacterized. The coding region runs from base 215 to 718 and encodes 167 amino acids. The transcript is spliced from 2 exons. Lineage: Eukaryota; Fungi; Ascomycota; Dothideomycetes; Mytilinidiales; Mytilinidiaceae. The record is from RefSeq and is a predicted model, not a curated record.
AUGAUCCAGGAUGUACAUGCGGGCAACCUUGAUCUCAUCAUCCGGACGGCGUGAUGUUGGCCUGCCUCAUUGUCGUCGACGUCCAGGACGUCCCCGGAUUCUUGGCAUCUUUCGGAAGCCGGAACGCGUCUACCCCACAUCACGCGAUAGUGAUGAGACCUCUACAUAAUAGAGGACGUGGAGGCUCCACUCUGUUGGGCUUUCUCGGGAAUCGAUGCUGCGCAGCUUCGAUCACAUUCCAAAGGCAAGAAUAUCUGGUGAUACGUCUCUCCAGGCGGACUUACGGCAUUUCUCGCGAUUCUCACGGCAUUUACACCGAGUGCUCCUGACUGUACUGUUUCUCCGAGACCUUUCAGCACGCUACUUACUGGUGAAGCGGAAUACUGCAGCAACGCACAUCGACUUCCGCGGCAAUCAUCUUCCACGCGAUUCGAUUAUAGAUGAUCACCUUGUUGAUCACGUUCGGCCUCGAAUAGGAUGUGGAGUACCCCAGGAUUUUAGCUGUCCUCCACAACGUCGCUUCAAACCCGAAAGUGUUCGAGUCAGAUUGAACCGUGGUCUAGACAUCGCUCUCACCCCGGACUACCCGGCGGUAAAGCCAGCACCCCAUGCUUGGCAGGAAAUAGGUAGGCCGACUCCAGCCCGAUCUAGUGUUGCAGAUGAUCUCGGCGACUCUUGCAUGAGCGACAGUUUGCCCAGACUACCGUGUCGAUUUUGAUAGCGUUGUGGAUAGCCGAGAGUGGGGAGGUAUGUAGGUCUUCCUUUCUUUGAUUUGCAUUUAAUUAUUUUCGCCAUGUCGAUAGUCUUGGCUCUCUGCGUCUUAAUACGAUGUCGCGUCUCCGUGUGAUUUGCGUCUCUAGUAUGCUUGAAACUACUUCUUAGUAUGUCCGUUUUUGGACAUCCUCAA